This is a messenger RNA of Peromyscus californicus insignis, 4440 nucleotides long. It is a transcript of the gene Nrk, whose product is annotated as Nik related kinase. The record is from RefSeq and is a predicted model, not a curated record. Gene Ontology annotation, molecular function: ATP binding; protein kinase activity. Lineage: Eukaryota; Metazoa; Chordata; Mammalia; Rodentia; Cricetidae. Gene Ontology annotation, biological process: protein phosphorylation. The transcript has 28 exons. The coding region runs from base 1 to 4440 and encodes 1479 amino acids.
AUGGCAGGACCUGGGGGUUGGAGGGACAAGGAGGUGACAGAUCUGGGCCACUUACCGGACCCAACUGGAAUAUUCUCACUAGAUAAAGCCAUUGGUCUUGGUACUUACGGGAGAAUCUAUUUGGGACUCCAUGAAAAGACCGGUUCGUUAACGGCUGUUAAAGUAAUGAAUGCUCGGAAGACUCCUUUGCCUGAAAUAGGAAGGCGGGUGAGAGUGAAUAAAUAUCAAAAGUCUGUUGGAUGGAGAUACAGUGAUGAAGAAGAGGAUCUCAGGACCGAGCUCAAUCUGCUGAGGAAGUACUCUUUCCACAAAAACAUUGUGUCCUUCUAUGGUGCGUUUUUCAAGCUGAGUCCCCCUGGCUAUAGACAUCAACUUUGGAUUGUGAUGGAGUUAUGUGCAGCAGGCUCAGUCACUGAUGUGGUGAGGAUGACAAGAAAUCAGAGUUUAAAAGAAGACUGGAUUGCUUAUAUCUGUCGAGAAAUUCUUCAGGGCUUAGCUCACCUUCACGCACACCGAGUAAUUCACCGGGACAUCAAAGGCCAAAAUGUGCUGCUGACUCAUAAUGCUGAAGUAAAAUUAGUGGAUUUUGGAGUGAGUGCCCAAGUGAGCAGAACAAAUGGAAGGAGAAAUAGCUUCAUUGGUACACCAUACUGGAUGGCCCCUGAGGUGAUUAAUUGUGAUGAGGACCCAAGACGCUCCUAUGAUUACAGAAGUGAUGUGUGGUCUGUGGGAAUCACUGCUAUUGAAAUGGCUGAAGGGGCUCCUCCUCUGUGUAAUCUUCAACCCCUGGAAGCCCUUUUCAUUAUUCUACGGGAAUCUGCUCCCACAGUCAAAUCCAGUGGAUGGUCCCGUAAGUUCCACAAUUUCAUGGAAAAGUGCAUGAUAAAAAAUUUCCUAUUUCGUCCUACAUCUGGAAAUAUGCUUCAUCACCCAUUUGUUGAGAAUAUUAAAAAUGAACGGCACACUGUGGAGUCAUUGACAAAACAUCUUACUGGAAUCAUUAAAAAGAGACAGAAGAAAGACAUACCUCUGGUCUUCGAAAGAGAAGCAGCUAUUGAGGAACAGUACGCCACAAGGAGAUUCAGAGGACCUUCUUGCACUCAUGAACUCCUGAGAAUGCCAAAUAGCAGCAGAUGCAGACCACUUAGAAUCCCGCAUGGAGAACCCCCUCAGCCAAGGUGGUUACCUGAUGAAGAAGAGCCACGGUUCCAAGCACUUCAGCAGCUGCAGGGGGCAGCCAGGGGGUUCCUGCCUCUCCGUGCUGAGGACAAUACACCCAGGCCUUUACAGAAGCAGGCUCAGGCACCGCAGCGCCUCCUACAUGUGGCAGCUCAGGUGUUCAGGCCAUUACAGGCUCAGGUUAAAGCUAAGGCAUCCCCACCAGUAUUCAAGCGGAUUCAAGCACCUCCCCGACUAAAGAAAGCAGCCCGGGUGCUCAUGCCACUCCCUACUGAGGAUAAAGAACCAGAGAUGCAGGCUCCUGUACCCAAUGAACAGCAGUCUGAGGCCUUAGAAGCAGGACAGCUUAAAGAUUUGGACCAGGUGCCAGAAGAAUUUCCGGGGCAAGAUAGAGCACCUGAACAGCAGAGGCAGGGCCAGGCUGCUGAACAACAGCAGAGGCAGGAUCCACUUCCUGAGCAGAAUCCGGAGCAGAAUAGGGCACCUGAGCAGCCAGAGGUGCAAGAACAGGCUGUUGAGCCUCCCCAAGCUGAGAUUGAGGAAAAGGAACCUGAGGUACUCCAAGUACAUGCCCAGGUGUUCCUGCCUUUAUUGUCACAGAACCAUCAUGUGCUCUUGCCUCUUCACUUGGACACCCAAGUGCUAAUUCCGGUGGGGGAACAAAAUGAAGAGUCACCUCCGGCACAGGCCUGGGCUCUAGAGGCCUCACAGGCUAUUGGUGCAGUUCAAGCACUGAUAGAGGGACUGUCAAGGGACUUGCUUCAAGCACCAAAUGCAUUUAUCUCAAAACCACUGGGUCCACUGCAAAUCUUGCUGGAAAAUUUGUCUUCAGAUGCGUUUUACACUCAACCAGAACAGACACGGAAGAAAAAAUCCAAAGUUGCUAGUCUAAAGCAAGCACUGGUGAAAAGAUUAUCACCCAAGAGGUUCAGGGCAAAGUCCUUAUGGAGAAUUGAGGAAUUUGAACUUUCAGAUGUAGAAGCCAGCAGGAGACGGCGCCAGCGUAGAUGGGAGGACAUCUUCAAUCAGCAUGAAGAGGAAUUGAGACAGGUUGAAAAUGAUAAAGAAGAUGACUCAUCAGACAAUGAUGAAGUGUUUCAUUCAAUUCAGGCUGAAGUCCAAAUAGAACCAUACGUUCCAAAUCCUACAGGAAAUGAGGUCCAAGAGAGAUCUGCUUCUAUUCCUUGCAACCGGAAUCGUACACACCGUGUGAAAUUUUCUUCAAGUGUCUCUCAGCAUCCUCUUUUCGAAGAAGUUCAGCAGCCCAUGGACGUCAGACAGAGGAGUUCCCUAUAUCCUCAGAAUUACCAAGCAGCAUCAGAGUCAUCUUCUGAGGAGGAGAGUCCUGUGACUAGGAGGAAGUCCCAGUCAUCGCCGCCUUACUCUACUAUUGAUCAGAAGUUACUGAUUGAUAUCCAUGUUCCAGAUGGAUUUAAAGUGGGGAAAAUAUCACCCCCUGUAUACUUGACAAAUGAAUGGGUAGGCUGUAAUGCACACUCUGAAAUCUUCUGGGAUGACUGGUUAAUUCCUGCACCUGUCGUUCAGCCACCUGAAGAAGAUGGUGAUUAUGUUGAACUCUAUGAUGCUGGUGCUAAUACUGAUGGUGAUGAGGAAGCUUCUAAUGAUGCUUAUGAAGAUACCUAUGACCAUUUCAAUGGCCGUGAUGACUUGAAUAACCAGGUUGAUCAGGCAAAUGUCUGUAAAGCCCGUGGUGCUGGCUGUGAUGCUGGGUCUGUUCGUGGCAUAGAUGAUAAUUUUGAUGCUGCUACCAAUGGGCCAAGAGCAAGCUAUCGCAGAGGGGGAAUAUUGAAGCACACUGGUAGAGGUAAUGUACAACAGGGGGCUUUCAGACCCUAUAGAAACAAUGGAGCCAAAAGUUACCGUGGCGACUCUGCUGGGGAAGCGAGUGCAGCCUUUAGAAGCCAGGAUGGACAUGGAGCCCAUGGAGGAAACAGAUAUAGAGGAGCCAAUGGAAGCAGUGAAGAGCAUGGAGCAUUUGGAUUUGACGAAGAAAUUCACUCACAGAGGGAUGGUGCAGGACUGGAUCAACAUAUAUUUCAGGAUUUUGAACAUGUACAGGAGGAAUCAGAUGUUGGAACUGAGACCUCAGACUCAAUUGUCUUGGAUAACGCAUCCCUCACACUUGAUGGUGAAAAUCCCAAUGAUAUAUCAGAGUCAGCAGCAACAGUGGGUUUUCCUAUCGUCCACUCAUCUUCCAGAGAGUCUGCUUCUGCUUCUGAUACCGACAUUGCGAGUGACACCUCAUAUAACAAACCACUAAUCCAUGUGUAUGAAAAGGAGUUCUCAUCUGAGAUCUGCUGUGGCUCUUUGUGGGGAGUCAAUUUGUUGCUGGGCACCCGAUCUAAUCUGUACCUGAUGGACAGAAGUGGAAAGGCAGACAUCAUUAAACUUAUAAAGCGAAGACCAUUCCGCCAGAUUCAAGUCGUGGAGCCACUCAAUUUGCUGAUUACCAUCUCUGGCCGCAAGAACAGACUUCGCGUGUAUCAUUUGACUUGGCUGAGGAACAAGAUUCUGAAUAAUGAUCCCGAAAGUAAGAAAAGGCAGAAGGAAAUGCUGAAGAAAGAGGAAGCUUGUAAAGCUAUUGAUAAGCUGACUGGCUGUGAACACUUCAGUGUCCUUCAACAUGAAGAAACAACAUAUAUCGCAGUUGCUUUGAAAUCAUCAAUUCACCUUUUUGCAUGGGCACCAAAAUCCUUUGAUGAAAGCACUGCUAUUAAAGUGUUUCCAACUCUUGAUCUUAAGCCAGUGACAGUUGAUCUGGCUAUUGGUUCCGAGAAAACACUGAAGAUUUUCUUCAGCUCAGCUAAUGGAUAUCACAUCAUUGAUGCAGAAUCUGAAGUUAUGUCUGAUGUGACCUUGCCAAAUAACAAUAUCAUCAUUUUACCUAAUUGCUUGGGAAUUGGCGUGAUGCUCACCUUCAACGCUGAAGGUGUCUCUGAGGAAGCCAAUGAACAACUCUUCAAGAAGAUCCUUGAAGUCUGGAAAGACAUACCAUCUUCUGUAGCUUUUGAGUGUACACAGAGAAUCACCGGGUGGGACCAAAAGGCUAUUGAAGCGCGGUCCCUGCAGUCCACUAUUCUCGAGAAUGAGCUGAAGCGCAGGUCAAUCAAGAAACUGCGAUUCCUGUGUACCCGUGGUGACAAGCUGUUCUUCACUUCUACACUGAGCAAUCACCACAGCCGGGUUUACUUUAUGACCCUUGGAAAACUUGAAGAGCUCCACAAACACUAUGCUGCUUAA